AUGUUACAAUCUUUAUAUUUUCGAAAUUGUAAUGAACAACAUACUUUAUUAAUUACUCAAUAUAGAGAAAUGAAAAAAGAAUGGAAAGAAAAUAUUUAUUUGGCGAGAUCAAAAAUACAAGGAUUGGGGUUAUAUGCAAAAAGAGAUUUGGAUAUGAAUCAAAUGAUUAUUGAAUAUUUGGGGGAAAUGAUUAGAAAUGAGGUUUGUGAGAUGCGUCAAAAACGUUAUAUAGAACAAAAUAGAGGGGAAUAUAUGUUUAGAAUUGAUGUUGAUUGGGUUGUUGAUGCUACUAUGGCUGGUGGAUUAGCUCGUUAUAUAAAUCAUUCUUGUGAUCCAAAUUGUGGGACUAAAAUAUUAACAAUUAAUGAUGAAAGUAAAAUUGUUAUAUUUGCAAAUAGACCAAUUAAAGCGGGGGAAGAGUUGACAUAUGACUAUCAAUGUGGGUUUUUAUUUUUAUUAUUUAUUAGCUAUUUUUUAAUAUUUUGGCUUAAAUUUUGA
This is a messenger RNA of Meloidogyne enterolobii, 498 nucleotides long. The record is from the annotation of a GenBank genome assembly. Lineage: Eukaryota; Metazoa; Nematoda; Chromadorea; Rhabditida; Meloidogynidae.